AGACAUUCAAAAAGCCGGCUAUCUCAUAUUAUUGUUAUUGUUAUUAUGUAUGCGAAGGCAAAUCAAGUGCUUCGAAAUGCGCGUUUCUCAAGUCGACGCGCCGUGAGCUAUGUGCUGGGCAUCGAGACAUCUUGCGAUGACACAGGGAUUGCCAUAGUCGACACGGCAGGAAAGGUCCACGCCAAUGUCUUGGAAUCCCAACAAGAGUUUCACACGCGCUAUGGCGGCAUUAUACCACCACGGGCACAGGAUCUGCAUCGGGCACGCAUCGCUGACGCAUUUGAACGCUGCCUGGCGGAGUCGCAGUUGCAGCCUGAACAACUGGCGGCCAUUGCGGUGACCACAUGUCCCGGGCUGCCGCUCAGCUUGGUGGUGGGAUUGCGUUACGCUCGCCAUUUGGCACGUCGCCAUCAGAAGCCGCUGCUGGCCGUGCAUCACAUGGAGGCGCAUGCACUGCAAGCACGCAUGGAGCACAUUGAAGAUCUCCAGUAUCCGUAUCUCUGUCUGCUCAUCAGUGGCGGCCACAGUCAGCUGGCGAUGGUCUAUGCACCCGGACGAUUGACCCUGCUAGGUGAGACGCUGGACGAUGCACCCGGCGAGGCAUUCGACAAGAUUGCGCGACGUCUGCGACUCUAUGUGCUGCCCCAGUAUCGUCUGUGGAACGGUGGACGAGCCGUGGAGCAUGCCGCACAAUUUGCCCGCAAUCCCGAUGCUUACGAGUUUCCGCUUCCCCUGGCGCGGCAACGCAACUGCAAUUUUAGCUUUGCGGGCAUCAAGAACAAUGCGUUUCGUGCCAUCCGCAACCAGGAGCGAAAUGAACGCACACCAGUCGAUGGCAUAAUAAGUAACUAUAGCGAUUUCUGUGCGGGAUUACUGCGCGCCGUCUCCCGGCAUCUGAUGCAUCGCACACAACGGGCUUUGGAGUUCUGCCUGCAACCAGAGAUGAAUCUAUUCGGCCAGGCGCCACCUACGCUCGUCGUCUCCGGCGGAGUGGCCAACAACGAUGUGAUCUUUGCGAAUCUGGAGCAUCUGGCCAAGCAGUACAAUUGUCGCUGCUUCAGGCCAUCGAAACGGUACUGCUCCGACAAUGGCGUCAUGAUUGCCUGGCAUGGCAUCGAGCAGCUGCAACAUGGCAUUAAACCCGUCUCCAGCCACGAUGUGGACAAUAUUCAGGUGGAGGGCAGCGCGGGAUUUCACGAAUCCGCAAUGGAAAGGCUCCAGGAGGCAGCUAUCAAGUGCAGAUGGGUGCAGCCGCUGUGAAGCAGAGUCUUGGAUAGAAAUCCUCCAAGGAGUUGUAAUUCAAUUAAAAGCUAAUCUGUGGGUGUUCCUUCUUCAACUUGGAAGGAGUCAGAUGAAAUCCUGUGCAACAAGUGGAAGGCAUCCGGAGUCACCAAAGUUGCUGAAAGACUGACGAACUCCAGGUCGAACUCGUGACAUUAAACAAUAUAAGUUGAUAUAUAUAUAUAUUUGUUGUUGUUUUUGUUUUGUUUUUUUUUUUAUUAUAAUAUCUGAAAUCAAUAAUGUCAAAUGUCUAAGGUCUAAAAAAAAAAUGUAAAAAUUGAUAAUGUAUACAUAUAAAAAUAUUAAAAAAUGCAUUAGUUCGUUUUUUUUCUUUUUGUUGUUGGUUUUUCAUUUUUUGUUGUUUAUGCUGAACUACAAUACAAUUUUUUUUUCUUUCUUUCAUUUGCUUUUUCCAUUUAACUUGCGCAUUUCGCUGCUGUUUGUUGUUGUUUUUAUGGAUUAUUAAUAUACUUAUAUACUUAAGAUUUUGAAUUGUUUUCCGUUUCGUUUCUCAUCCUAUUUUUUUGUUUUUAUUGUAUUGUUUUGCAAUUCUUGCUGGUUGUUGUUGCUUCUGUUUAUUAUAAUUAUUGUUGUUACUUAUAUAUUUCAAUACUCUUACGUUUUUCUUUUGUUUGUUUUUUAUUACAUAAUAGCGUUUACAUACAAUGACGCGUUAUCCUUUUAUUAAAUUAUUUAUGUGUGUGUGUGUGUUGUGUUCUGUGUGUGAAUGCUUCUAUGCUUCUUCUUCUUGUUUGUUUUUGCUUUAUAUUUUUUAUUGCUGUCUCUCCCUUCACACUUCUUCUGGGCUUUCUUUCCUCUCCUAGUUCGUUAGGUUAGGUUAUUUGUUAUUAUUUUAUACUUUUUAUAUAUAGUUAUGCAAAACAGAAAAUUGCAUACUUUUUUCUUCUUCCUCCUCCUCUCUCUCUCUUCCUCUAUCAUUUGCAUCAUUCAAUUUUCUCUUGAUUUUUUUUUUGUGUUUUUGUUUUUUCUUCUCUUAAUUUUGUAUAUAUAUAUAUAUAAAUAAUUUGUUUGCUAUAUUGUUAUUGUUGUUUGUUUUUUGCUUAUUUCUUCAUUGUUUUGUUGUUCAUCUUAUAAGAAAAUUGCGCCAAAAAAAAAAAAAACAAAACAAAACAAAAAGUUUGGAAA
Molecule: messenger RNA, 2427 nt
Organism: Drosophila nasuta
Lineage: Eukaryota; Metazoa; Arthropoda; Insecta; Diptera; Drosophilidae
Gene: Tcs4
Product: Threonyl-carbamoyl synthesis 4
Exons: 2
Coding region: 46-1260 (404 amino acids)
Biological process (GO): tRNA threonylcarbamoyladenosine modification
Cellular component (GO): mitochondrion
Source: RefSeq, a predicted model, not a curated record